Molecule: messenger RNA, 2007 nt
Organism: Leptonychotes weddellii (Weddell seal)
Lineage: Eukaryota; Metazoa; Chordata; Mammalia; Carnivora; Phocidae
Source: RefSeq, a predicted model, not a curated record
CGGUGGGCUGGGUGCGCGCGGCAGGCGCAGAAUCCGGAGAGGUGGCUUCUGCUCGCUCCUCGAUGCGUCUGUGCAAGAAAGGGGCCAUCCCCCCGCCCCUCUGCUUGUCGGUUGACAUACGUUUUAAUAUUCCUAAGCUCCGGGUGGUUUCUCUCACCUGCCCACGUCCAAAGUAAAAUGCGUGGACGAUUGAGCCGUGCCGCGGCUACGUUGAGCUCUCCGAGGAACACGCGAGGUGUUCCAGAAUUCACCCAAGCUUUGGCUAAAUCCCCGGUUCAACAGUGUAAUGGGCUGUUAGAGCUUUGGAGUCAGACUGAUUUACUGCCUCCCUUACGGGGUCAGCCUUAGGCGUUUAAAGAAACUCCGCCUAGCCCGGGUUUCUCAGCUGUAAUAGUAACCCCUGUCUGGAGGCUCACGGUGGGGAAUAAGAUGGUGUAUGAAUGGCACCAAUGUCCGCUGACUCGUUCAGCCCCCACACCCAGAAGCAUCCUUGAUUCAGCUCCCGCCUUCAUUGAUGUACACUCCAGCCCUUCGCUCAGCUCUACCUGCAGAGAAUUCUUCACAGACGACCUGUGGGGCACACUCCCUGGCUCAUGGCAGGAAGCGCUGGACGGACUGAACCCGCCACAGCUGGCCACACAGCUGCUGGGGAUGCCCGGGGAAGGGGAAGUGGUCAGGUACAGGUCGGUGUGGCCACUCUCUCUGCUGGCCCUGAAGUCCACAGCCUGUGCCCUGGCCUUUACCCGGACACCUGGGUUUCAAACCCCCUCCGAGUUCCUGGAGAACCCCAGCCAGAGCUCCCGCCUGACAGCUCCGUUCCGGAAACACGUCAGGCCCAAGAAGCAGCACGAGAUCCGGAGGCUGGGAGAGUUGGUGAAGAAGCUGAGUGACCUCACAGGCUGCACCCAGGUUGUGGAUAUAGGUUCAGGCCAGGGCCAUCUCUCCCGAUUCAUGUCCCUGGGGCUGGGGCUGAUGGUGAAGAGCAUUGAAGGGGAUCAGAGACUGGUGGAGAGAGCCCAGCGCUUGGACCAGGAGCUCCUGCAGGCUCUGGAGAAAGAGGAGAAGAGGCACCCACAGGCGGUCCACGCGGGCCCUCGCCACUCGCCACACCACGUGGUUAGGUGGGUGGAGCCCACGGCCCUAUGCCAGGAGCUGCUGCUUCCACUGGAGACCCUGCCCCAGAGCGGGGCCCGCUUGCUGCUGACUGGGCUCCACGCGUGCGGGGACCUGAGCGUCGCCCUGCUGAGGCACUUCUCCUGCCCCGAGGUGGUGGCGCUGGCCUCGGUGGGCUGCUGCUACAUGAAGCUGAGUGACCCCGGCGGCUACCCGCUGAGUCAGUGGGUGGCCGGGCUGCCAGGCUGCGAGCUGCCCUACCGGCUUCGGGAGGGAGCCUGCCACGCCCUGGAGGAGUACGCCAAGCGGCUGCAGAAAGCGGGCCCUGGCCUCCGCACCCACUGCUACCGCGCAGCGCUGGAGACCGUCAUCCGGGGGGCCCGGCCCGAGCUUCGGCGGCCCGGCGUGCAGGGGAUCCCCAGGGUCCACGAGCUCAAGAUUGAAGAAUACGUGCAGCGGGGGCUCCAGCGGGUGGGGCUGGACCCCCAGCUGCCGCUGAAUCUGGCUGCCCUUCGGGCCCACCAGGCCCAGGAGAACCGAGUGGUGGCCUUCUUCAGCCUGGCCCUGCUUCUUGCCCCCCUAGUGGAGACGCUGAUUCUGCUGGACCGGCUGCUGCACCUUCAGGAGCAGGGCUUCCAUGCUGAACUCCUGCCCAUCUUUAGUCCUGAGCUCUCUCCCAGAAACCUGGUUCUGGUGGCUACAAAGAGGCCCCUGGGUGAAGCCUUCUCUCUUCUGGAGACUGAACACAGCUGACAAACCCCGAGACCACCCGGGCACCGCACUCACCCAGAGAACCACCAGUCCCUAUCCCUGGAACCCUGAUUUCUCCCUCCAUGUGUUAAUGUGAUAUGAUGUAAAAUUUAUUUUUAAUUUAUUAAAUAAGUGAAAUCUCCA